Dovyalis caffra is the source of this 435-nucleotide messenger RNA. NCBI's taxonomy places the organism in Eukaryota, Viridiplantae, Streptophyta, Magnoliopsida, Malpighiales, Salicaceae. The record is from the annotation of a GenBank genome assembly.
AUGAUCGUGUUUGAGCAAUUUGGGUUCACAAAAGGUGGUCAGAUAGCCAUUUCCGUAAAAGAUGUCUCUUGGAAAUCAAGCAAUCGAAAGGCAGAACUUAACCCUUCUUCCAUGGGAUUUUUUCUGGCUAGAGACUCUUCAUUUUCAACAAUAUUCAUGAAUGAUUCGCUACAAAGUAAUGACGAAAGCUUUUGUGUCUUGUCUAGCCGGUAUGUAAAGCUCCUGUUCAAUUUCAAUGAUCUUAGCCUGAAUACGUCAACUUAUAAUGGUUCUACAGCUAUUGAUGAGGCUGAUGAAUAUAGUUUGGUAUUUGGAAAUUGCCAGCCAGAAUUUGAAGUUUCAAUGUAUGUACAUACCGAGAUGUAUAACUUACAAGAUGGUGCAAAAAAUUACCUUCCUGUAGGACAAACUUUUUUGCCAAAAUUUUUUUCUUGA